This is a messenger RNA of Chironomus riparius, 3870 nucleotides long. The record is from the annotation of a GenBank genome assembly. Lineage: Eukaryota; Metazoa; Arthropoda; Insecta; Diptera; Chironomidae.
GAGAAAAUAACGCAAAAAAAUCCAGAAACAUUUAUAUUUUGUGAGUUAUGGAAUUAGUAGGGUCACAGAUUAGCCUAGCAACGCGUGAAAAAAUACAAGCAGCACCAAUUUAUUACCCACCCGUUUACAUACAUCGACCCGCUUCCGCUUCAUUGAGUUUCCAUCGAAAUCGGUUAAUAUCACGUAACAAUAGUAUUUUGUUUCAAAAUCGACGACCAUUGUCAGCUGACAGUCAAUUUAAUAAUUUAAAAAGAAACUCUAGUGUGAAAUUUAAUUUUGGAAAUAAAAAUCACCGAAAAGCAAAUUCUUCGUCAAAUAUUUUCAACUUGUUAAUUGAUGAGCAUUCAAUGUCGUCAAAAUAUUGGACAGCAGCAGAAAAUAAAGAAAAAUUUAUGGUAAAUUGUAACAAUGAACUGAAAUUAAAUGAGGAUUCACAAAAAGAGAACGAUACAAUGAGUUGUAGUGAAAGUACUGAGGAGAAUAUUGUGACUAUGAAGGAUAACCUAAUGGCAGAGAAUGAGAACAAUGAAAAUCAUCAUGAUACAUCAAAAACAUUUGAAAUUUGCAGAUCGUCUCACAUCAAGCAACGUCCAGAUUCAUUAAAAUUAUCCUUCGCAUACGGCAGCUCAACUGAUCUCGGAAAAUCUGUUUUCAGUAAUAGCAACGUCAAUCAAACUAAAUCCUUGACAGUUGAUGGAAACAAGAGCCAUCAUAGUGGCAAAAAGUCGACGUCUUACGACUUAUGGGUUAACGAAAAUGCUUCAAAAGUUGUAAAUGUUAGUGAUGGUGAAUGUAAAAAGUUAGAUUUGCCAGGACGUGUGUCAUUCAGCACAAAUGAUGUAUAUGAGAUAGAUUAUAGUGAUACUGAAUCAAGUCAUACAAGUGGUAAUGUUGAAAAAUUAAAUAAAUCAUUUGAUGAACAGCAGAUCCAACAACAACACCAUCGAGAGAAUGAUAAAGUUACUUCGUUUUCCAAUACAAAACGAUAUGUAAAAGAACAUUAUAUUGAAAGUAAUUCCGAUAAUGAGCUCGAUGAGCUUAAUUAUCAAUACUGCAAAGAUAACGAGAAAUCAUUAAAAUUGAAUCAAAUUAUAGACGAUUACAAAACAGAAGUUGCUACAAUUAAUCAUCGAAUGGCAGAUAAAACAACAAGCACAACAUCAACACAAUUGAAUAAUUUGCGAAAUAAACAGCACAUAAUCGACAAUAAUAGCAAUAAAAUAAAUCAAUCGAUGAAUCCUGUAAUUAAAAAAUAUUUAAAAGCCAAAGACCAGGAGAUUGGAUCAUCAAAUGAAAAUUACAACAGCUCAGUUUCCAAUAAUCGAAAAAUUAAUGAUCUAUCAAAGAAAUCUAAAAAUUUAAAGGAUUUAACAAAGCCAGCCAAAUACUCGAAUACAAUUGGAAAGUCAUCAAGUAAUGCAACAAUUGGUCACCAUAGAACGAGUAGUGCUGAUAAAAUGAAAAAACCACCAAAAUCACCAUCGACUGGAUUGUAUGGACAUCAGCAGAGGCAAGAUUCGACAUUAGAUGAGUUUCAAAUUGAAAAAGUGGUUAGUUGGAUGUCUGUAAAUGAGGACAAUUUUUCCGAACUUGAUUUUAGUACUAUUGUCGGUGGAAGUGGAGUUGGAACGUGUCACAUUAAUGACAAUAAUAAAGAAGUUGAAAAUAUCAAAGAUGAAUCAACAUAUCAAGAGAUUGUCAGCUUUAUAAAGGAGAUUGAUCAUGAUAGAAAAGAUACAGAAGACUUUAAGACACUUAAAACUGAUGUAGAAUUUAAGUUAAACACAAUAUUAAACUCAAUGGCAUCGCCUGAAAAUGAAAUGUCGAUAACAGAGUGCACAGAUACUGUAGAGAAUGCAAAUAUCAAGCUCAAAGAAAUUUUCUCAUACUUGGAUAAAGUUGAUUCGACAUGUGACAAAGCAAUGAAAGAGAUGAAGGGCAAUAACCUCGUUGAACGAGAAAAUGUAGAACUUGAGUUCGCAAUGGAGCCUGAUGUCAUUGAAGAUGUUCCCAAAAUAUCGGAUCUUCUUAUGUUGCCAAAUCAUCAAUUGGCUCGUCGCAUUGUAAAGCUUUCGUUGCGUGCGAAUGAACUUUCAAAUGCAAUUCAAUUGAGCAAAGAGCAUGUAGGAAAUGUUAGAAAUGAUAAAGCAAAAGCAUUACGCUUGGAAAAGUUGAAUGGACAGAACCGCUUGAAGGAACAAAAAAAGCAUUACGAGGAAAUAGUAGCACGACAUCAAACCUUCAUCGAACAAUUGAUUAAAGAUAAGGGAUCAUUAUGCGAGAAAGUAUCACAAAUAACAAGACGCUUGGAUAGUCAAAAUCAAGCGUGGGAGCAUCGAUUAAAGACAGAAAUUGAGAAAGUUAAGGAACAAACGAUAGCGGGUGAAAAGAUUCGUCGUGAGAAGUGGGUUCGUGAUAAUACCAAGAAAAUAAAAGAACUGACAGUAAAAGGAUUGGAGAUAGAAAUUUAUAAAAUGACAUCGAAUCACAAACAAGAUAUUGAUGCAAUAAAACGACAGCAUCAACUUGACAUCAUGAAAGCUAUUGAAGAGACAAAAGAUAAAUAUGAAAAGUCAGAAAAAGCAAUUCGUGAGUCUUAUGCUGAAGAGCGUGAACUGGCAAUUGAACGUGAACGUCGUGCGAUAAAAGAACGUUUCGAGAAGCAAUUGGAUGAUGAGAGAAAAUCGUCAGAGCAACAGCGUAUAAGAAUGAUUCAUGAUUUCGAGAUCGAGAAGGAACGUUUAUAUAGUGAGAUUCGCGAAAAGGAACAUCAAUUUGAAAUGAAAAAGGAUGAAUUGAUAAAUGAACGAAUUGAAUUGUUGGAUGACGCAAAGGAGUCAUAUGAUGAGAAAUUCAAACAACGGGAGUCAAAACAUCAAAUGGAGUUAAAUAAAAUUCAGGAGCAAUACGAGACUGAUUUUAAGAUAUGGAAGCGAGAUUUUGAGAAUAAAAUGAAAUUGCGUGAAUCCGAAAAAGAAAAUACAAUACGCGAAACAUAUCGACUGGAGCGGGAUAGACAAAUUGAUGCGAUUAUUUCAAAAAUGGAUAUGGAAUCGACUAAGAAUCAGCAAGAUUAUGAAAGCAAAUUAAAUCGAAUGAAAGAAAAAUACGAGCAUGAAAUUAGAGAAUUGGAAAAUUCCGAAAAAGUAUUAAAGGACAAAUAUAUUGAAGCACGAACGCGACUAGCUGAGAGUGAAGCAAAUGUACAGAAUCUUAAAUCAAUGGUUACUCAAAUGGAACUUCAAUUGAAUCACUUGACAAAGCUAUGUGAAAAGUAUACAGCUGAAAAGGAUAACUUGAAAGAAGAGGCCCACAAAGAAAUCAAAACAGAAUUGCAAACUAUCAACAAAGAGCAUGAAAUGGAAAUACAACGAAUUUAUUCUCGAGUGCAACAGGCUAUACAGAAAAAGGAUGCCACUUUAGAAGUACUUCAAAAGGAAAAUGCAGCAUUGCGAGAGCGGAAUUUGAAAAUGGAUGCCAUAAUUAGACAACAGAGGAAGGAUUAUUGUACUAAAUGAUGUUUCCUCAGCGACAUUUGGCAGUAGUUACAAAUGAACGGAAAAAAAGUUUCUGUCAUAUUUUAUUGACUGCGAUUUUUAUUGUGAGAUCAGUGCUGUGUGUGUAUAAAACGUGCAUGUCUGAAAAACAACGAUGUUCAAAGUGAUCUGAAAGACACAUCCUCUAGCAGAAAUUUACUAGUAAUUUACUGGAUAACUUUCCAUUUGCUACUUGCUAUUUACUAGUCAAAAUCCAAGUUCAAAUCUUCGCCAAAGACCCGCAUUUUGACUUGCUAAUUGACUAGUCAAUUCGCUUACAAUUUAACUAGUAAUUUACUAGUAAAUUUUGGCAAAAAAAUUAAAUGAAUAUAAC